AUGGAAUCAUUAAAAACUCACCAUCCGAUGUAGGCUAAAGAGCAAAAAGAAAUUCAUCAGAGGUUUAUUAGAAAAUUAAUUGAUUGGUUUUCCCAUCUAUAACAAUAACGCCUCCUUUACCAGCUGAAGCAAAUACCAAGUUUGCUUUUUUUGCAACUUUUAUUUAUGUAGAAGAAGCUUAAUUCUGUAAAAUGUCAAUUUUUUCCAAGUAAAAUGGUGAGUAAAUAAAAUCUAUUUAUUAAUUAUCAUAUGAUAAUUAGCAUUAUAUCAACAAAAAAUGACUAAAAAGGAGAAAAAUAUAAUUUUUUCCUAAUAAAAUAUUUACUAUAAUUUGUAAUAUAUUUCUCAUAAUAAGUUCUGAAUUAUGUUUUUUUAUAUUUAUUUAUUUUUUGUUUGUUUGUUUGA
Molecule: messenger RNA, 405 nt
Organism: Tetrahymena thermophila SB210
Lineage: Eukaryota; Ciliophora; Oligohymenophorea; Hymenostomatida; Tetrahymenidae
Product: transmembrane protein, putative
Exons: 1
Source: RefSeq, a predicted model, not a curated record